GGGCAGAGUUCCUGCAAGUCAGUUGUAAUAUUAUUAGAGCAAGACACUGUAACUGAAGUACUGAUACUCCGUUAGUAAUCAACGUACGAGACAUGGCCUCAAAAUCAGCUGUCUUUGUUUUGCUUAUGGUAGUUGUUGCAGUAGCAGCCCCAAUAGCAGUAGCACAAACUGGGAUCUUGGAUAAUCCGCUGUCUGUGAUCCGCAUACAGGGGACUGUGUUUUGCUCUAUCAAUGCCACUCUCAAUGGUACUGCCAGCCCGGUCUUCCCAAAUGCUCUGGUACAACUGCGGUGCCGAUCUGGAAAUGUGGUUUCGAUUUCAACGACGAAUCGGUUGGGAGUGUUCGGCAUCCUGGUCCUUCCCAUACAAAUAUCGCUCCCUUCACUCUUGUCUGAUUGCAAUCUAAUUGUCACCACACCACUCGUCAGGUGCAAUGCUACUCUUCCCAGUGUGGGGGUCUUGAGAUCGCCCUUACAGUCCGUAGGAAACACUACUGUUGGCCUCCUUCGUGUUUUCAACGUUGCUCCAACUGGAUUCGUAUAUGUUCUCUCACCUUGAUCAGCAAAUAAAUACAAGGAUAAUUAAUUAAGCUGAUCAUGACCACUGCAUGCAGCUUGUUAAUUACGUAUGCGAAUAAGGCCAUUGGUACCAAUCACAGGAAGAUUAUAGUAUUAAAUAUUACUUUUCUAAAUCAAGUCGUCCUAUCCUAAGAAUUGUCUCCUUUCUUAUUGCGAAGGUUGUCAUGACCAAAACUGUAAACUUCUUUACGAAGCAGUUCUGCUGUCAUUAAGGAAUAAAUUAAGCCUUCUAUCAAAA
This is a messenger RNA of Carya illinoinensis, 815 nucleotides long. Its product is annotated as phylloplanin-like. Lineage: Eukaryota; Viridiplantae; Streptophyta; Magnoliopsida; Fagales; Juglandaceae. The transcript has 2 exons. Bases 93 to 557 code for a protein of 154 amino acids. The record is from RefSeq and is a predicted model, not a curated record.